Molecule: messenger RNA, 1563 nt
Organism: Phyllopteryx taeniolatus (common seadragon)
Lineage: Eukaryota; Metazoa; Chordata; Actinopteri; Syngnathiformes; Syngnathidae
Gene: lrrc57
Product: leucine rich repeat containing 57
Exons: 7
Coding region: 210-926 (238 amino acids)
Molecular function (GO): protein binding
Source: RefSeq, a predicted model, not a curated record
CUCGGGGAGUUCGUCCGGCAGGUUGUACAACAAGAACAUCACAACAUUUCGUCACCGUGACCAGUGCCACCGCCACUCGAAAAGCGCGAUCUCGGGCGCGGCGCGUCGAGCGACAGAUUUGGAGAGCCGUUCGGCCGCGGAUACGCACGCUGAUUGAGACCCAUCGGCAUUGGUGUCCAGGACGGAGACGGUUUGGACCUGCGGGCAGGAUGGGGAACAGCGCUCUCAAGUCCCACCUGGAGACCUCCCAGAAGACGGGGGUGUUCCAGCUCACUGGAAAAGGACUUCCGGAGUUUCCAGAUGAACUGCAGCGGCUCACAGCAAACCUUCGGACCGUGGACCUGUCUGACAACAAGCUAGAGUCGCUUCCUCCUUCCAUCGGAAACUAUGCGCAGCUCCGGAGUUUGACCCUCAACUCCAACAGACUGAGCGGCCUUCCCGCUGAGAUCGGGAAGUUGAAGAAACUGGAGACUCUGAGUCUCAGUGCCAACCGGAUCCAGCAGCUCCCACCCACCGUGGACCAGCUCAAGGCCCUGCGGACCCUCAUUCUGGCUGGGAACCGCAUCUCUGAGUUCCCCACCGGACUAGGAGCGCUGAGACACCUGGACCUGCUGGACUUGUCCCGCAACCAGAUUCAGAGCGUCCCGCCAGAGGUGUCAGAGCUUCAGGUCAUCGAGAUCAAUCUCAACCAGAACCAGAUCUCGCUGCUGUCUGCGGACGUGUCUCUGUGUCCUCGCCUCAAGGUUCUGCGUGUGGAGGAGAACUGUUUAGAUCUGGCCGCCAUCCCGCUAUCCAUCCUGAACGAGUCGCAAGUGUCUCUCUUCUCAGUGGAAGGAAACCUCUUUGAGGUCAAGAGUCUGCGAGACCUGGAUGGGUACGACAAGUACAUGGAGCGUUUCACCGCAACCAAGAAGAAGUUUUCCUGAAGGCCGCAACCACCACCACCUCCUCUUCCUCCUCCUCUGCUGCCGACAAGCAGGAAGUAGGAGUGGAAGAAGAGCCGAGAGACCAUUCCGGUGUUUUUCCCGACAGUGCCGCUUGUGUCCCGCUAACCCCCGACAGGAAGUACUUUGCGGCUGCCGCUGUCCACUCGUUGUGGCCAUCCAGAGGAACAAAGUGGAACUGCAACACUUUCUUUUAGAGUCACGAAGGCCAUGGCGACUUCUAUUGGCGCUUUUGAGUCGCUUUUCUAAACAAAAACCUUUGUCGCCUCGGCGACGGGUUUGCGAAACUGCUGCACGUGUUCCUGCGAGGAAGCAGAAAGACAGGAAGUCAGAUGUUCUUCUGGUGAUGAUGUCAUCGAUGUGUCAGCUAUGUUCUUGCAUCAUGAAUAUUAAGAAGAUAACACGCAGGGUUAACAUUAGCUGCUAGAGUUUAGCCACCGGCACGCGAGCUAUAUUUCCGCUUUGUCAUGUUUUUAAUGAACUUUCACAAUAAAAGCAUACCUCUAAGCACGCGCCAAAUCGACCAAGGACACUAAAUGUUUGAAAAAAAGUUUGAAAUGUAAAUGAAGGAAUGAGUAAUAAAAUAUUCCAUUUUAAUAAAUACACAUUCAAAAAGUAA